AUGGAAGAACACUAUGGUAAAUUCCUUGAGCUUUUUAAGCAACUUCAUAUAAAUUUACCAUUUGUUGAUGCACUUGCUCAAAUGCCCGAGUAUGCCAAGUUUCUAAAGGAUAUCUUAUCCAACAAAAAGAAACUUGGGGAGCUUUCCAAUGCAUUAGCUGAUCUUGGAGCUAGCAUAAACCUCAUGCCAUAUGCGGUUUUUGCUAAGCUAGAGUUGGGAGAGCCCAAGCCGACUCGUAUCAGCAUGCAGCUAGCCGACCGUUCAGUGAAGUACCCUCGAGGCAUAGUUGAGAAUAUGCUGGUGAAAAUCGACAAGUUUGUCUUUCCUGUCGAUUUUGUGAUUCUAGACAUGGACGAGGACAAAAAUGUUCCACUUAUCUUAGGACGCCCAUUCCUAGCCACUGUGAGAGCCUUGAUAGAUGUCUGCACGGGUAGACUUACUUUUAGGGUUAAUGAUGAGGAGGUUACCUUUGAUAUUGGGAAAUCCAUGCAACACUCACAGAGUUAG
Molecule: messenger RNA, 507 nt
Organism: Helianthus annuus (common sunflower)
Lineage: Eukaryota; Viridiplantae; Streptophyta; Magnoliopsida; Asterales; Asteraceae
Exons: 2
Coding region: 1-507 (168 amino acids)
Source: RefSeq, a predicted model, not a curated record